Phytomonas sp. EM1 is the source of this 977-nucleotide messenger RNA. The record is from the annotation of a GenBank genome assembly. Lineage: Eukaryota; Euglenozoa; Kinetoplastea; Trypanosomatida; Trypanosomatidae.
GUUAUGGAAAAAUUUUACUAAAACAAGUUUUCUGACAGUAGCAUAUUACGUUCAAAGGAAUAAACAAAAAAGGAACUGGUCUACACGCUCUGGAGCGUUUGACCCCGCUGUAUCGGAUUUUUUAAUCAAACAUACAUCAUACAAAGCAUUACCAGGUUGCCGGAUCCUGGUGUUUCCUGAUCAGAAGCAGCUACAGCAAACAUAAUUGUGGGUAAAUAACUAGUAAACUGUGAGUUGCAGAUGCUUCGUCGGACCAUACCUGCACGCAUAAAGCCAUACCUCCACGCCUUUUCGCCUGGCGUGCGUCCAUCUGAAAAAGGUGCACUUUAUCGCAACAACAAUCAAAAUUCCCACGCUCGUGUUUCCUGCAUGACCACAGCUCAGCGCUCGCCUUCGGAGUCUCGCACGUUUAUCUUGCUCGCUCUUCCAGAUCAAAUGUACUUCUCUUUGAUACUGAUGAUUGGUUGUCUCUUCACUUUCUUUCUGCUCCUAAGGCACCAGUGUUUUACCACGAAUACUCAUAAGCAGAGUUGGAUGUUGAAUGCAAUGAAUGAGCAUGAGAUGUAUGCACGAAACGACGAGAUGGGAAAAAUUUUUGAGAUGCAUUCGGAGAUGGCAGAAAACUCCCGUAGCAAGGCUCUGCGCCCCCCUGUGUACACGGCACCUCCUGGUUAUACCAGCUUUAGUGGAAAAUACGCCCCUGAGAAUGCGUAAUGUAAUGUUGCCAGGGGUUAUGGAGGAAAGUAAAGCGUUGUGGAAGUAUGAUGACUAGGGAACUUGAUGUUAGACGUGUCCGCGUUUACAGCUAAUACAUGCGAAGAAGGUAUUAAAAUAGAGAAAAAGUCUAAGGGAUUCAGAUUGUACUUUUGGUAUUAGUGCAAAAAAAGGUGUAAAAUAGGUAUAGUAGAUAUAUAACAUAGUAGUCACUUCGUAUCAUAUUGCAUGCUUGGUCAUUUCGUCUCUUUGCAUCAUUUCAA